This is a messenger RNA of Arabidopsis arenosa, 869 nucleotides long. NCBI's taxonomy places the organism in Eukaryota, Viridiplantae, Streptophyta, Magnoliopsida, Brassicales, Brassicaceae. The record is from the annotation of a GenBank genome assembly.
AGAAAAGGAGUUACUGAAGAAAGUUAAAAGGGUAAGUUUCCAAGAAUCUUAGACUUGGUGGGCAAGGAAAAUUUAGUGAAGGCCAUUAUUACCAUCAUUUUCGAUUAGGGUUUCUUAUCAUCUGUCGUCUUCACCAAGGAAAGGAUACACUAUGAGAUCUCUGCUUCUCUCCAGGCUUUGUCUUAGGAGCAAACCAUCCCCGCUCAGACACCAGCAUCUCGGUGGCGUUCGAUUCAUGUCGGAAACCUCUCUCUGUCACAUUGUCGGGGCCGAACAUUGUGGAUCUACUCCGAGAGAUGGGGACAUCGGUAAACUCGUAAUCAACGAUUAUACUGAAUCUUCUUCUGGAACCAUCAAGGCUAGCUUGUCAGGCCAAUGCAGUAAUAUGGUCUAUUACAUAGAGAACAACGGACGCGGAAUAGUUAACCUCGAAAAUAAUGACCAUGAUCGUAUAUUUAGAACUUACCCGGCCCCUUACUUCAUUCCACCUCAAUCCUCCUCCUAUUAGUAAGCUACUAAGCUCUCUGCUUCAGUGUAUUAAUGGUUUCAUCUUUCUUUAAGGAGCUUUGCAUUAGUCUGAAUUCAUCCUGUUUGCUAUGAUGUUCUGUUUUGUAAUGAGUCCAUGUUUCUCCUUUUUAUAGCAUAAAUUUAUCGUUUUAUCUUCCAGUUUCAGUUGAAACACUUGUUAUCAAUAAAUUUGUAUCUUUUCGUUUUCACCGAAACAAGUGUCAUGGCUGGUGCAAUACAAUCUUCACUCUACUUGGCUGUGCUUUGCUCUGUUUGCUUUUUCACAUCUUAUUGGCUAUCUGGUGCAAAUCUGUAUCCUUUUUAUAAAUAGAUUCUCAUCUCAAUAAAAUUUACCAUCUUGU